Molecule: messenger RNA, 8072 nt
Organism: Cavia porcellus (domestic guinea pig)
Lineage: Eukaryota; Metazoa; Chordata; Mammalia; Rodentia; Caviidae
Gene: Card6
Product: caspase recruitment domain family member 6
Biological process (GO): regulation of apoptotic process
Source: RefSeq, a predicted model, not a curated record
CAGUAUUUAAAGUAGGAAGUAUAAAACUAAUCAUAUCUGAGAUAAUCUGUUAAAAUUUGGAGUAUCUCUUGACUAUUCUAAAUAUAUAUACAUACACAUACAUAUGUUUAUAUUGGAAAUACCAUAAUAUUAAUGGUAUGAAUGUCAUUACUUAUCAAUAUGUAGAGAUCUACUUCAUCAUUUUUGACAGUUUGGUGUUGAAACACCAAGUUUGGUGUUGAUAUUCCAUAGAUCCUCAAUUUAUAAAAACUAGGUUUUUAAUAUUCUGGUAUUAUAAACAUUAUUAUUUAUUUUAAAGAGGAUAAAACCAAGGAAUAUAAAACCAAUCAAAACAAACCAGUAUAAGAGAUACAGAACUUCAAACAUUACAAAAUCAACAAUAGUUACCAUAAUGUCUUUAGUUGUCUCCAAAAUACCUACAGAUACUUUUGGACACAGUAAAAAUCAAACAACAGAAUAGAAUAGAAACAAUGAAAAGAAAACAGUUAAUGCAACAAAAGACUUAAAAACAGACCUAUAAUAAAUUUAAAAUGGCUACCAUAAUGUAACUUGCCAUCUUUGAAAUAGCUGUUCAUGCCAUUGGAUUUAAUAGAAUCAAAAGAGAAUAAAACCCAACCCAACAAAUAAAUGAAAACAAUGUAGGGUUUCAAAACAAGACAAUAGGGAAUCAACAAUGCCUACCACCCUCUGAAGGAGAUCUCCCCCAGAUGCCACAUUGCAAACCACUAUUGUCAGAACAAAUAAUCAGACCACUGGCCCUAGACCUGCAAGGUCAGUGAAACACCAGAGCGCGCACACACAGGCAUCCAAUUGCAUUUCACUUUGAUGGCUAUCUUCACAGACUGUUUUUCUCUGGAUAAGCUGCUCACUUAUGGCCUGGUGGGGAGGGAGUGGAUUGCUACUUCUUGUUUGCCAGCCCCACACACUGGAAGGGGCGGGGGUCUGACUGUUCCCAGUCUAGCAGCAACCAGCACUGGCAUCGGUUCCUAGGUGGGGCUUGCUUUCUGAUAUGGCCUUGUUCUUUCCUGCAGAAGUCCACAAAUGGCCUAUAGACAAUAUUAUUAAAAAGCAAAACUUCGAAGGAAAACAAGCCUGAAUAAAUUUUCCCAAACUCCCCUCCCUGAAAGUACAUUUCUGUGUGAUUACGAAUACAGUUAACAACUAUACUCCUGCAAACUGAGUUCUGCGGCAUCCUGUUCCCACCACAAUCUGUUUUCCUUUAAGGCUAUUCCUGCUCUGUUCCUGAUAAGAAUGACAAUUAUGGUCCUAAAGAAUGCAUCCUAUAAUUCCCUAUGGUGUCCUUUGCAACAUCUAGGUUUACGACAUCCUCCUGUCUCCACAAAGUUCAAAGAUUCAAAAGGUUACAAAACUGUCACUGUGUGAAUAACUGCCUUUGUUUAUGUUCUCACCUGUUUUGGUGUCACUAACUGAUACUAACCCCUCCCCUCCCCUAUUGCCAUAUACAUAAAACCUGCAACCUUUCCUUUGUUCUCAGUCUUUUGGACACAAGUCCAACUGAGUCAAGUGUAUCUAAUGGUCUCUUCUGUCUCUUAAUAUUCUGCAGCAUUCUAAUGUAGAUUCUUAUGUAUAUACCUUUGAUAUUCAUGUUUUCUUAAAAUGAUUUUCUAAAGUGGAAUUGCUGGAUUGAAGGGUAUGAAUUUUUUUUUAUCUUAUCCUUUUCUUAGUGCUCCGUAUCGCCAAAUUGACCUCCAAAAAUCAAUGAACUAAUUACAUUCUUAUCAUCACAGUGUAGUGUUCAGAGCAGGAAACACUAGUCCAACCUGAAGUUUACAAGAGGCUUCUUAGAGGAGGUGACCCUAGCUCGAAUCUUGAUGAAAUUCUGGUUAUGAAAACAGUGGAUAAAACUGGGGAGUCAGUCUAUCAGCCAAGCACUGCAAAGCUCUGUGUUCAUUCCAUCACCACCAGAAAAGGAAGAAGAAGAAAAAAAAAAAUACCUAAGGAGCCACAAGUAAAUGAUCCAUAGGGAGCCAGGAACCCAGAGUGUCAGGCUGAAUUUCCAUACUGUGUGCCUGCCAUUGCCUCCAUUAGGUAUCACUGGCGUAUUGGUAUUGUAUCAUUGGUAGAUAGAAUGACACUCUUUUGGCAGGGACUGGUCACGGGCCUGAAUUUGGACCCCUACUAAUGCAUUUUCCUUCACCAACCCACUACCAAGAGGCCCAUAAAAACAGAAAAUUUAUUCACAAUUUGGUCAAAUUGUGGUUAUACCCACCCCUGUCUAAACACAGAAGCACUUUAACAGGAGGGGUAGAACAAAAGCCAAAAAACAGGUGUACGUAGGUUCAGCCAGGGUUUGGCACACCAGCAGGCCUGGAGAAAUGUUGAAUGAUUAUGACCCUUGAAACUUUCUUGGCACCGGGAAUGGGGUAGAAGUUUGUCUUUUAGCACAAGGAAGCUGGAGAAAAAACUUCCCCCGUUUAUUUAUUUACUUCUGUUUAAUGGUACGAGGGUAUUUGCCCUAAACUAUACCCCAGCAUUUAUUUAUUUAAAAUCCUGAGAGAGGGUCUCUAAACUGAUAAAUUAUGAUCUUUCUCCUCGUGUUUCAGCCCCCCGCAGAGUGCUGGAAUUGUAGGCGUGCACCACUAUGCCCAGCUGCAGCUUCCUGAUUUUAAAGCUCCAUUUCAGCAUCUUGGUUUCAUGUCUUUUUUUUUUUCCCCCCACUCUUAUUUGUGCAUCUAUCAGAAGACUUCAUUUCCUGGUCUUGAGGAAACAGAAACAAUGGCUAUGGGGCGUGCUCCUUCAGAGAUUCUAGAAAAACAACAAAAAGAGUUGCCUAAACUCCUCCAAGAAGAUCCUGCUACUAUUUUUGAUGAGUUAACCUCUCAGAGGCUGAUUUCUGAGGACGAGCAUGAGACUCUAGAAGACGUUGUGGAUCCCCUGAAGAAAAGUCAGAAGCUGUUAAAUUUAGUAGAGAAAAAGGGGGUGGGGGUUGAAAGAGUUGCUGGCCCAGAUGGACCCCCCGCCCCCUAUGGACUUGAUUGUAACCCUAUAUCCCCAUCCUUAAGAAUCUGUGCGCCAAUGAGAUACCUGUGCAUCUCUAAUGGCCUUUGGGGCACUGCCCUAAGCUUAGGCUAUUUAGAUUCCCCCACGCCACGUGUCCGAGGGAGUUCGCCAGAGAGAGAGUUCGCCAGAGAGAGAGAGAGCUUGCCAGAAUCCAGCGGCCAGCGCCUGCCAGCGCGCCAGUCUCCACUCCCCGUGUUCCCGGAGAGACCACAGCCUGGCCCCGGGCUCGGUGUAGAGAUGCUGUGCCCCGGGACCGGCGGCGGGGGGCCCCUUCCCCGCAUUCCCGGAAUAAAGUCACCGCUGCCCACUACUUUCACGGCCAUCCACUCCGCUCCAUUCCUCCCAUGGACUUCUCCUCUCCUCUCCCUUCUCUCAGACCUAACAGGGGUGAGCUGCCACAAUUUUCUCCAGUGCUUAUCAAGGACUUUUCCAGAGUCUGCUACCACUUGGGGCUUAAGCCAUGAAUUUUUAAACCAUGAGAGUGUAACAUCUUUUCAAUCUAAGGGACAAAGCAAGAAUUCACAAGAUACUUCUUCCUUUGGAAAGAAAAAGCUUGAGAGCCCUGGGGUUCCUCUGUCCCCCAUAGAGAAAGAACACUUAGAUUUGAAAAGCUUGGCACUCUCCAAAGACAAGAAAACUAAUCAGAGAGAAAGUGCUUUGUCCUCCAGGGACAAUGAGGAAACAUGUGAUACUCCAAAAGUCACAUUAAUAUAUUCAGUUGAGAAAGCUGAAUAUGAAACUCCAAUAACUAUUAGUUUUAAGGAUGGACAAAGAUAUGAGGAGCCAGAUGAUACUUUAUACUUAGAUGAAGAGGAAUAUCAAGAAUCUGUUGGAUACUCUGAAGACGCAGAAACCACCGUGAAAAAGAGGGGCUAUAAUGACUCAGAAGGCAUCCUGUAUGGUGGUGAAGAGGACUCUGCAUAUUCAAAAACCACAGGCUUCUCUGAUGAAGAACUCAGUUAUAAGUAUUUAGAAACCAACAUCUCCCUGGAAGAAGAAGAGAAAUGUAUGGAAGAAAGAAAAAAAGUGUUUAGAGAUGUCCUGUCCUGUUUGAACAUGGAUAGAAGCAGAAAGCUUCUGCCAGGUUUUGUUAAACAAUUUGCCUUAGACCAAGGAUAUGGGUGGACACCUAAGACUUCAAGAGACUUAGUUUGGAACUUCCUGAUGAAAGUUCAAGCACUGGGUGUGAGAGCCAGAGAUUCGCUCCUCAGGCACCAGGUUCUGGAUGAAAGCAGUAAAGAGGAAUUGCUGAAUGGAAUGGAAAAUUUGGAAAUUAGAGACACACAAGCCAUUAAUCCCCUUGACAUCUUCUGUGCUUGCAUGCUCUGUUCAGACAGCUCUCAUGUCAUGUCAAACAUUCAAUGCCAGUUUGCCCUUCCUCUGCUACUGCCUGAUGCUGAAAAUAAUGAAAGCAUCCUAAUGCUAGGGGCAAUGAAGGACAUUGUGAAGGAACAGUCAACACAGUUCUCAAGGAGGCUCACAGGGGCUACCAAAACAUUUUUGAGUCUCAUGAAGAUGCCUGUCAUCUCUUUUGUGCGUCUAGGACAUUGUAGCUUCUCCAAGUCCAGAAUCCUUAACACAUUGCUUAGCCCUACCAAAGUGAAAUCACACAAAAUCUUUCUCCAUCAGGAUUUUUCUGGUGUGGUACUUCCUCGACAAAUCUCUGACGGGCUGGUUGAGAUAACAUGGUGUUUCCCUGAUGAUCUAAAGGAAAACCCUUGUUUUUUCCAACAGCCUGUGGCUUUGGCCACCCUUCGUGGAGAUCUCCAAAACUUAUGGACACAGUUUGGUUUUUUGAUGGAAAUUUCCUCAUCUGUGUUCUUUUUUACUGACAGCUCAGGUGAGAAGGAAUGGAACUUGCUAAUGUUCUUAGGCGAAGCUGCCAUUGAAAGAUGCUACUUUGUUGUCAGCUCCCAAGCCAGGGAGAGUGAAGAGGCUCAGAUUUUCCAGAGGAUCCUGAAUUUGAAGCCAUCACAGCUGCUGUUCUGGGAAGGGGAGGCAGCUGGGGGUAGGAGGAAGAACACAGAGAGCUUUCAAACUGCCCUCCAGGAAGUGAUGUCUUCUUUACUCAGAAAUUUGUCUGUGGAGGACAUGGCCUCCCUGACCAGGGAGUUGGGGAUUCAAGUGGACCAAGACUUUGAGAAUGCUCAAGGAAUGCAAAUCUCCUCUACUGCAAACACAGCUGGAACAGCGAAAGGACAACAAAGGCAUAGUCAGCCAGAAAGCUCAUCUAAAAGCCAAACUCAGUAGAUGCCUGUGAGAGAGUCUGGGGCUAGAUGUGAAGUCAGGCAGAAUUUUCACAAUUUUCACCACCCUCCAGCUUUGAUGCCUCAUCCAGAAAAAUCCUGGCUCUUGUCAGUUGGAGAUAACUUUAAUCAUCCUUCCUUGAAAGCCCCUAGAUUUACAGGCUCCCACUUUGGGUCACAGCAGAGGUCUAAGUGGCUCUGUCCUUUUCCUUUUCAGAAUAUAAAGGAUCAUAGCACAGGUAAACAUUUUGGUGUUCAGUACUUUCAACCCCAGAGAUUUUAUUCAGAUAAAAGAUUUAUGGACAUUUCAGGAAUGUUUUGGGGGAAUCACUUGCAUGGAACUUUUGGGAGAACACCAAGACCUGUUUUGCAGUCUGCAUGGGCCCGUCCCCAGAGACCACAAAUAGGCACUCUUGAAAUGUCUGGGCCAGUGGUUCCCCGGGUAGGUCAUACCCAUUCUCUGGGUUCACAACUGGCAGGAGCAGUAGGGAAGCCACAGCCUGGGCAAGCCUAUGCCUGGGGAACACAGCUAGCUAAAGCAACUGGGAAAUUUAAGACUCCAAGGUCCUUUAUUGGAAAUCUUACCCCUCAAUCCUUUCAGCCAGCUGGAGGUCUGCAAACACUGGUAAGACCUGCUUCACAAGGAACCCAACUGAUGACAGGUAGAUCUUCAAAUCCAGCUUUCCAAACAGGAUUCUCUUCCAUGUUUACAAACAAACUUUUACCUAGCUCUCAAUUCAAAUCCCAUCAACCCAAACCAUCCCAGGGCAAGCACUUUCAGGCCAAACCAAACCAUCCUGAGGCUUCUCAACCUAAGCCAUCUCAGAAAACUGAUCCUUAGCCCCAGACCUCUUGGGCUAACACCUCUGCAUCCAGACCCACUCAAUCCCAGUCCUCCCAAUCUAAGCUUUCUCAUUCCAGAUCCAAAUCAUCGCAGGGCAGUUGUUCACAGGUUAAGGCAUUGCCCCAAAGAGCAAGGAGCAAGAGGACAGGGAAACAUUAAAAAGCGUGGUCCAGAAACCUGUGAAAUAUGUCUCUUACCAAACCACUCUUAUCCUAUAGUAACCUGAAAAUAGAUGCAGUGAAGGUAGAAGUCUGCUGGCAGCACGACACCAAAAAACCUAACUGGAUACCAUUAAAAUACCUCUUAGAGUUGUGUCCCUAAACUAGUGAAAAAAUAUAAAAGUAAAACAGAAUCAAACCAUAAAUAAAUGUAUUCCAAAUUGAGUAUCAGGCAAUAAGUAAUUUGAAUCUGUGGAAUGAGAUCAGUGAAACACCGUCACUUGGAGAAGAAUGUGUUUGUCUCUAAUAGCAAAGUCAUAAAAAAAAAAAAAAGGGCUCAGGUUUUCCCAUUGUUUGAAGAAGAACUGCCUUAAGUGUUCCCUGCUCCAGAUGUGUCUUGGUCAUUAAAUGUCUGGUUCAAGCCUGGCGUGAUGGUUCAUGCCUGUAAUCCCAGUACUCUGGGAGCUAAGGCAAGGAAGAGUGCUGUGAGUUUGAUGUCUGCCUGGACUACAAAGUGAGUUCAAGGUAAGCCUGAACUACAGAGGGAGACCUGUCUCAAAACCAACCAACAAACAAAACAAAACCAAGUUUCUAGUUUAUCAGCUGCUGACAGAUAGUCUUAUGGUACAUAUUGGGUUUAUUAGGUCACUAUGCUUAGGUAGCAACUCCAAUUUGCUGGGUUGAUAACUCUUUUAAUUGAUCCUUAUAGAUAGAAAUAAUGAACUAAAAAUAAUAAAAUUAGUUAUUUUAUGUUAACUUUAGAGACAGUUAAUAUAUGUUUCACAUUUUAAAUAUUUGAAAUAAGAAAAUUUGGCUUAUUAGAGACUCUCUUAAUAGCUUCAUGAUGCCAAUUAAAAUGUGGCACUGAGUUAAUUUUAGAGGUAAAAUUAAGUUGAGAAGAUUAAGAUAAGUUUAUAGUGUUUAUUAGAAACUAUUGAAAUGUUUAAGUUAAGACUUAUUGAACUGAUAAUUUUAUUAGAUUCAUGUUGCUCUAAACAUUUGAGUAAGAUCUGCUAGUUAGUAGCACUGUGUAAAAUAAAAAUGUUAGAUUGAAAAUAUUUGAGUAAAGCUUAACUAGGUUUUAAAGUGAUAAAAAUACUAGUAAAGAUUACCUUAAAGAUAGAUGUUAAAUUCACGAGGUAUGGAAAUAAAACAGUAAGAUUUACAAAUUAAACUUAGUAGCCCCAGUUUUUGAAUUUGUAACUUUAAUAAAAUUGCCACUAAUUUUAAAUGCUAAAAUAACAUCAAAUAGUCUUUUUGAGACAUAAAAUAAUGGCUUCAUAGAUACUAUACACACACACACACACACACACACACACACACACACACGAGUUAUAUAAUCUUUGAAUGUUGUGGACAGCCAUGCUAUGUAUACUUUGGUGGAGCCCAAACUUCAGGCCCUGCGGUCAUAAAGCAGAUGUUGACUUGCUUCAGGAACAGGGGAGUUUGUGUGGAAGUGUUAUGGUUUGUGUCUAGAUGUCUCUCCAAAGCUUCAUGUAAAGGGCUUUUUUAUAGGUAACUAAAUCUACAGUGUGUGAUGCAAGGAUUAAAGGUGUAUGAUUAGUAAAUCAGUCCACUGAUUGGUUUGGCAUGAUUCUGACUACAAUUGAGGGUAUGAGUGCUAUACCCACCCAAAGGUGGAUCUUCUACAUACAAAUAAGGGACAGAAAGGGUCUAGUCUCCUCCUCUUGUUGUUUUGUGUCUUCUGCUGCCAUGAACUGUUGCCCUCUGCCAUGUACCACCCUACCUUGGAGUCAACCAAUUAUGUACGGAAACCUCUACAAACUGUAAACUAAAUAAAUC